This is a messenger RNA of Rotaria sp. Silwood1, 1101 nucleotides long. NCBI's taxonomy places the organism in Eukaryota, Metazoa, Rotifera, Eurotatoria, Philodinida, Philodinidae. The record is from the annotation of a GenBank genome assembly.
AUGUUCUACAGCUGUAAUCAUACUGAUGGAUGGAUAUCGUUAUCUCUCCAUAAUGAACUUAAGUCCUACAUUGUAGCUGGUAAUAAUAAUAAUCAUUCCAUUAAAAAGACCUUUAUUAUCAAAAAAGAUGGAAACAUAGUAACUUUGCCAUUGAACUAUAAUUAUAUUAAGUUUACAACACAUAAUCAUGAAGUUGUAUAUCCUUAUUCAUCAUGGAAAUGUUCCAACACAUCACAUACGAACUUUGAAGACGGUGGUGAAUAUUGUAUUUUAACAAAUAUUUAUUAUCAAUCAUCUACUGAUCAAUAUUAUUUUUUCCGAAACUCAUCUAAAAAUGAGACAAAUAUACAAAGAGAUACAUUUAUGGCUUCAUUCGGUGUAUUUAAAUUAUAUUUAACUGAUAAUAUUACAAUCAUAAAAAGCUUGAAUCUUUCAGCUAUUUUGACACGACCAAUUUUAAUUACUCAUGCACCUGAUGAGAACUAUGCUCAUGGUUUUCUUGAAUCAUGUGGUCCUCGAUUUUGGGUACUAUCCGAAUAUCAAUCACAUCCAACUUAUAUUGAUUCAAUAAAAAUUCAGAUCUAUUAUACAUCAAAAGUCCUGGAGAAUUUCUCAUCACAUUGGAUGUAUUAUCAACAACAAUCUGAUGGAACGUAUCUACCAAAACGAAAAUGGGAACAAAUGAUUCAAUCAAUGUUUUCUAUAUAUCCAUUAUUAACAUAUAGAUCAUUUAAUAAAAAAGCUGUUAUGUUUCAAUAUGCGUUAGUUCCAAGCUUUAAUGGUCGAACGGCAGCUUGGGGUUAUAACUAUCCAGAUAGAGUAAUAAAAUCAUAUCCAUUGCCAACUGUUAAUUAUCGUCGAGCUUAUUUAGCUUAUUCUGAAUGGAUAUUGAAUAAUUUUAAUCUCAAAUCAAAAUUUCAAUUAACAUCAAUUCAAGAAGAAUUGCAGCAGAAGAAAAUAUCAGAAUAUGUUCCUAUUUGUGAUCCAAUAUGUACUAGUCAACAGGAAACAAAUCCUUCAUCAUAUGGAUUUACUGGCGAGUGGAUUGUUAUUUUAAAUCGUGCUGCUCAGCCAAAAUUUGUAACGGCAAAAUGGUAUUAA